AUGAAAAUCACGAUUUCCUACAAGAAUCGAAAGCUAUUUAACGUCUCAAUGCAGAACGACAUGACUGUGAAGCGUCUGCGUGAGAUUAUCGAGGAGACGCACCAGAUACCGCCGGAGGUGCAGACGCUCACCUUCAACGGCCACGUCCUCGAGAACGGCAAGAUGCUGAUGCGCAACUACGGCGUCCACGACCAGGCCACUGUGACGCUCUCUCUGCCCAUCGACUUCCACCUAAACUUCAAAAUCUACGUCAAAAUGCCCGGCGGGCUGAUGAUUAAGAGGCGCGUGAACAAGGACGACCUCGUCUCGAAGCUCAAGUGGUCCAUUGAAGAUGCCACGAAGAUUCCCGUGGCUCUGCAGGCACUCAGCUACGGCUCGUGGCUGAUGGAGGAUGGCGAACGCCUGGGUGAGUACGACCUCCACCACGGAUCAGUGGUUCGAGUGCUCCGACGCCCGAAUCCCGUACAGAUUCCCGAAUUCGACGGCCAGUUGCCGCGUUAUCGGAUUCCCGCGAAGGACGGUUUGACGUCGGAAGUCGACGACGGGAUCAUGGACUUGCUGUUGAAGCGUCCGUCUCCAAUAAAACGCACGAAAGCCUACAGACUGAAUGAGUCCAAACGCGGUGAUAUGGAGACCUUCCCAACAACUGGCUUUGAAAUGAUUGAACCAACGGCGAAGGAAGCGUCGAGAUUGACAUCGUCGAAGGAGGCGUCGAGAGUGACCUCACCGAAGGAAUUGUCAAGAGUGACAUCGCCGAGGGAAGCGUCCAGAGUGACCUCACCGAAGGAAUUGUCAAGAGUGACAUCGCCUAAGGAAUUGUCGAGACUGACCUCACCGAAGGAAUUGUCAAGGGUGACAACGCCGAAGGAACUGUCGAGAUUGACAUCGCCGAAGGUCGGCGACGGAGAGAGCCUCCGACUCGACCUUCCAGACACCGAAGCCUACCGCAAAUUCUGCCAGGCGUUGGAGAAAGACAUGGCGUCGAAGAAGGCCGAUGGGUCUGGGAAAAAGCAAUGA
Molecule: messenger RNA, 1017 nt
Organism: Mesocestoides corti
Lineage: Eukaryota; Metazoa; Platyhelminthes; Cestoda; Cyclophyllidea; Mesocestoididae
Source: the annotation of a GenBank genome assembly